AUGGACACUCCAUCAUCGUAUGCGGCCAAAUCGCCGUUGUUUUUAUCAGAAUUUCUGUCCUACUUCUCGAGACCCAGUGGGAACAACUAUGUCUUCGUUGCCUCGUUUGCUCUAUUGGUACUACUUGCCGUGUUCUUCGCGACGCGUGUCUGGGGCCGGUUCCACCCCAGCGUACCCUUCGCUCUCGAGGACGAGUUCCCCAGUCGGAAAAAAAGGGUGCAGCAAUAUGUGCGGAAUUCUCGAGAAGUUCUGGUCAAAGGAUAUUCAAAGUUCAAAGACCAAAUCUUUGCCAUUGAUACCCCAUUAGGCUGCAAUAUUAUUCUCCCCAUUCGAUUCAUGGAUGAACUGAAAAGCAAUCCCAACCUCAGCUUCAGCGCCGCCUUAAACGAGUUCACUCUUGAACGGUACACCAAAGUUGGUGCCCUCCCAGCCUGGUCAAUCAGACUAUUCUCGGCAAAGUUUAAUCCAGCCUUGGAUUCCUACGCCGAAAUAUUCCAGAACAUGGUUGGCGAACACAUUGCGAAUCUGUCACCUCCGGGUCACGAAAGAGAUUGGGCCUCCAUAAAUGUGUGGUCAUCCAUCAUUCCCCUCAUAACAAAAUCAAACGUGCGAGGCUUUCUCGGUUCCGAUGCCGCCGAGGAUGAGGUCUUUCUUGAUGUUGCAGGCACAUUCAUCAUCAACCAAAUUGUCUACUCAAUAGGUGCAAAGCAGUGGCCGUCGUUCCUCUUGCCAAUCGUACACAAGUACCUCCCUGGUUUCCCAGGUCUCGCUGAACAGUAUAGCAACGGCGCAAAGGUGGUCUUGAGGCAGAUGAAAAACAAGAAGGCCAAUGGCCUUAAACCUCUGUCCGAUCCUCCCAGCGUUUUCGAUUUCGUCAAUGACGACGGUCAGUAUCUGGACGAUUUGCAACUUCAAAUGAAUAUCCAAAUGCCCCUGUGUGCUGCAAGCAUCCACACUACAACAUCAACAGUCGUUCAGUGUCUUUACGACCUGGCCAGUCGCCCAGAAUAUCUGCCAGCUCUCCGCCAGGAAAUACAAGAGGUCACAGACGAGCAUGGAGAUUUACUCACAAGACGCUUAGCUUCCAAACUGGAAAAGAUGGACAGCUUUAUCAAGGAAGUACAGCGGUUUUGCUCUCCUGACUUGACGACAUUCCAGCGCAAAGCCACCGGCCCGGUCACUCUGUCUAACGGUUUUCACCUCCCAAAGGGUGCAAGAAUUGAGGUUGCCACUGGUGCCAUCAAUGCUGAUGCCGCGCUCUACGACAAUCCCUCCGAGUUUGACGGCUUGCGAUUCUACAAGAAACGACAAACAGAGGAAGCCCGUUCAAAGUAUCAAGUCUUAAGUGUAAGCAAAGAGGAUUUGGCUUGGGGCUAUGGGCGAGCCGCAUGCCCUGGGAGGUUCCUCGCCGACAUGCUGAUCAAGAUGAUCCUCGUGGAGGUCUUGAAGCGAUACGAUAUCAAGAUGCCCGACGGCCAGGGCAGGUAUGAGAACAUGGAGGUUCAAGGCCAGGUGAGAUGA
Colletotrichum gloeosporioides is the source of this 1521-nucleotide messenger RNA. RefSeq names its product Ent-kaurene oxidase. The transcript is spliced from 7 exons. Gene Ontology annotation, molecular function: monooxygenase activity; oxidoreductase activity, acting on paired donors, with incorporation or reduction of molecular oxygen; iron ion binding. The coding region runs from base 1 to 1521 and encodes 506 amino acids. The record is from RefSeq and is a predicted model, not a curated record. NCBI's taxonomy places the organism in Eukaryota, Fungi, Ascomycota, Sordariomycetes, Glomerellales, Glomerellaceae.